GAACAUGGAGGAAAAGCUUUCUGGAUUUAUUUUCAUGUGUAAUAGAAUUACAAAACCAGAGUGCUAUCGGUGUCGAGUUUUUGGGCUUCCUUCUGGGAGAAAGGAAGUUGUAGAGAAGAUCAAUCCUGGCACAUACCUUUUUCUGUUUGACACUGAUGUGAAGCUUCUCUAUGGCAUAUAUGUUGCUACCUCAACUGGGAAGCUAAAGAUAGAACCUUUAGCUUUUGGUCAGAAAUUCCCUGCUCAGGUGAAAUUCAAAAACAAAGACUGUUUACCCUUGCCAGAGAAUUGCUUUAAACAUGCCAUUCAAGAUAAUUACCUGAAAGGCUCCAACAAAUUUAAUCCUGAACUCAAUAUUAGACAAGUAAGAAGUCUAAUAGAAUUGUUUCGCCCAUUACAUGUAUUGCCAACAACACCUACACAUCCUGUUUGGGAGAAACCCGUGAAUUAUGUUUUUGAUCAGAUAUCAAGGCCACCCCUUUCUGAUGGCAUAUUUUUGUCUAGGAUAUCACCUAAUCAAGCUCCAAGGUUGUUGAACUAUGAACAUGUAAAUAAACUCGAGGCAUCUACUGGUCCUGCCUAUCCUGUUAAUGAUGUUAUGCCUAAUUCAGCUGCAGCACAGUCUGUGCCAUCCCAAGCUUCAAGUUAUCAGCUUUAUGCACCUCAAUAUUCACAUCAGGCUAUCAAUCCACAACCUGAAUUUCAUUCUUCCCUGGUGAAUAGUUGUCAAGCUCAAUCAUUGCAAGAUUCUCAACAUGCACAUCACACUAUCCUAAAUUCGCCACCUGAAUUUCAGUCAUCAUCAAUGACCAUGGGCAGUAGUCAUGCUCAAUCAGUGCAAGUUCCUCAAUAUCCAUAUCAGAGUAUCCCAAACCCAUCAACUGUGGGCGAUAAUCAUGCUCAAUUAGUGCAGGUUCCUCAAUAUCCAUAUCAGAGUAUCCUAAACUCACUGCCUGAUUUUCAUUCCCAAGUGGCAAAUGCAAGCAACAGUCAUACCCAUUGGUCAUGGUAUCCCCAUUAUACACACCAGAAUAUCCCAAGCUCGCAACUUGACACUUUCUCUACCACCACAGUGAAUACGCGUAGUGUUUAUGCUCAAGUAUUGCCAGAUCAUCAACACACGCACCAGAAUGCCCAAAAUCCACAACCUGAUUUCAAUUCCUCUACAGUGAAUGUGGGCCAUGCCAAUGUCAUGAUGCAAUCGCACGCUUCCUCGUCAUCAUAUUAUCCAUACAUUCCACAAGAAGCUGUGUCUGCCACAUAUUCAUCUCAAGGUGAAUUUCGUCGACGCCACUGAUGCGCAGGUCUGGAGCCAUACAAGGUGGGGUCUCAAGUGAUCAACAAACUGGAUAUGAAAGUGAGCAUCAUCAGUCAUCUAUGCAGACAGAGAAGAAUACUUUUACACAAGAGAAUGUUGUCAGCCACCUACACUCAGCAAAUUCAUAGUCUCCAUGCUGAACCACAUGUUCCAUUUAACAUAGUCAAUUCGAUUUUACUGCUUUAUGUACAUAUAAGUAGGGGGCAUAUAUACCUAAUGUUUAAUUACUGAUGUGGGAUAGGGCUCUCUCAAGUAAAAAUUU
Messenger RNA from Abrus precatorius (Indian licorice), 1580 nucleotides. RefSeq lists its product as uncharacterized. The transcript is spliced from 4 exons. The record is from RefSeq and is a predicted model, not a curated record. Bases 5 to 1297 code for a protein of 430 amino acids. Lineage: Eukaryota; Viridiplantae; Streptophyta; Magnoliopsida; Fabales; Fabaceae.